GUAACUGGAAUUGCCCGGCCCAGCCCAGCCCUCUACAGUUUGCACUUUGCACUUCGCACGCCGGCCCCCUCCAUAUCCAUUCUCCUCCACGGCUACCCUGCGAAAGGAGACCACCACGACUCAGCCGUCUGGGUUCGGCGUUGCGCCCACACCAAUGAAGAAGAAUCGGUAGGAAGUGGUCAUCCAAAAACCCAAUUUCUCGAAGUCUCGAACUGAUGCUCUUCGUCCCGGGUAAAUUACAGUCACCCGAAGCAGUUAUUGGAGUACAAGCAUCUUGCUAUGAUACAAUCAACUUUCAUCCGCCCAAAAAUCUUAGCCAAAGCGAUGUCAGGAUGUUACUAAUUACAAAAGGAAAACUGGAAACUGUGUUAAGGCCUUUGAAGCAUUGGGUUACUUUGCAGAAUGUGCAGCUUAGGAGCAAAAUUGACAACGUAUUCUCUAUGCUCUGCUCUUAGUUCUUGUGCUAAAACACAUAAUCUGUUCUCGGGUUUGCAAAUUCAUGCUCAAAUCGUCAAAAUCGGAUUUGAAGAGAACUUAUUUUUGAACAGUUCACUUGUUGAUUUAUACUCCAAAUGUAACGCCAUUGUGAAUGCCAAAAGGGUUUUCUCUCGUAUGAAGACUCAUGACCAAGUAUCUUGGACUUCUAUCAUAUCAGGGCUUUCUCAAAAUGGGUGUGGUAGUGAAGCCAUCCUGAUGUUCAAGAAGAUGUUGGUAACUCAGGUUAGACCCAACUGUUUUACUUAUGCCACUGUUAUUAGUUCAUGCCCAACUUUGAAGAAUGAACUUCAGAUUCAUCUUGCAACUUUGCUUCAUGCCCAUGUUAUCAAAUUUGGUUUUACUUUUAGCAGUUUUGUAAUUAGCUCUACUAUUGAUUGUUACUCUAAACUAGGAAGAAUACAAGAAGCUGCUCUGCUCUUUUCCGAGACUAGUGUGAAGGAUAAUAUCAUAUUUAAUUCAAUGAUAUCAGGGUAUUCUCAAAACUUGUAUGGGGAAGAGGCGUUAAAACUGUUUGUAGAAAUGAGAGCUAGUAAUUUGAGCCCAACUGAUCAUACAUUAACUAGUGUUUUAAAUGCUUGUGGGUGUCUAACAGUACUUGAACAAGGAAGGCAAGUCCACUCUCUUCUUACAAAAAUGGGAUCAGAAAAUAAUGUGUUUGUAGUCUGUUCUUUACUAGAUAUGUACUCAAAGUGUGGCAGCAUCGACGAGGCAUUUUCAUUAUUCAAUCAGACAGUACAAAAAAACAGUGUGUUGUCGACAUCGAUGAUUAUGGCUUUUGCUCAAUGUGGUAGAGGCUUAGAAGCAUUAAAGCUCUUCGAGGGAUUACUAGAUGAGGCAGUUGAAUAUUUCAAUAAAAUGAGGUGUGAAUACCAAUUAGAUCCUCAAAUUGAUCAUUAUGCUUGUUUGAUUGAUCUCUAUGCCAGAAAUGGGAAUGUAGAGAAGGCCAAGCAAAUGAUGGAGCAAAUGCCUUACGAAUCUAAUUACGUAAUGUGGUGUUCCCUCUUAGGUGCUUGUAAAGUUCAUGCAGAGGUUGAGCUUGGGAGGGAGGUGGCGUAUCGACUAAUUGAGAUGGAUCCAAGUAAUGCUGCACCAUAUUUAACGCUUGCUCAUAUCUAUGCAAGAGCUGGUUUAUGGACACAGGUGGGUGAGAUUAGAAAAGAGAUGCAACAAAAAAGGGUAAGGAAAAGUGCAGGGUGGAGUUGGAUUGAGAUAGAUAAGAAAACUCAUGUAUUCUCAGUUGGUGAUGCUGCUCAUCCUAAAUCAUGUGAGAUUUAUUCAAAACUUGAUCAACUGAAUUUGGAUAUGAAAGCAGCUGAACAAUCACCAAAAGCACUUGAAUAUGAUGUUGAGUGUCAAUGUCAGUGAUGGAACAGAGUUAUUGUUUGAAGUUCUAAUAGUAGACUAGUUGGAAAUGAGAAUCCAGGGGAUUCACGUUUGCAGUGAAUUCUUGGAUGAGUAAUGAUCGUAUUUGUUUAGGAUAGUUGGAUUAUAAAAAAUGGCGGAGACUACCAGGGUGUGGCAAUCGAUUGCAACCCAUGAGUCUGUUUAUGACAAUCAAACACCAAAGUUAUGAUUAAUCAAAUUAGAAGAUGGGUUCGUUGGCAUUCUUGUUCAAGUAGGGUUAAUGUGUUCCAAUUGUAGGAAAGAAAGAAAAUGUCACUAGAAAUCAAAGGAAUUAAUAGACAGAGUUGGAUAGAUGAAGAUAGUGAAGAACAAGGAAUUGCAAAAGAGAAGCCUGAAAAGGGAAAAAUGAACUAUUCGGUCAUCUUGAUGAAGACCUUGGUUCGAAUAGCAAGAGGUAGAGCGAGGUUAAGGAUCAAGAAACAACAUAGAAGUGAAAGCUGAGCAUUGAGAUGAAGAGAGUGAGAAUCUAGCUCAACACGCGUGAUUGAAUUGGUUGUUUAGAUCAUUUCAUGCUUGGUGAUGAUGUAAACAAAAGAACUUAAAUUUUAAAAAAGGCAGAUCAAAUUUCAUUUGGACAUCUGAUGUUUGGUAUAAGAUGCAGUCUAACUCAGGAACCACUCCCAUGGACACUUGUGCUUUCCUUUUCAAGUUUUGCUUGAAUUAUAUCUUUGUAGUUCUUUUGAUAUUAUAAAUCAAGGCAAAAUACUGAAAUCAUUUAGUAUGUCUUUUGUCAAUAGUUUAGUAAUUAUUUGAUUCUUUAUUUUUUUAAUAAAUCUACCUUUCGUAUUCU
Molecule: messenger RNA, 2692 nt
Organism: Cucumis melo (muskmelon)
Lineage: Eukaryota; Viridiplantae; Streptophyta; Magnoliopsida; Cucurbitales; Cucurbitaceae
Product: pentatricopeptide repeat-containing protein At2g13600-like
Exons: 2
Coding region: 403-1863 (486 amino acids)
Biological process (GO): RNA modification
Molecular function (GO): RNA binding; protein binding
Source: RefSeq, a predicted model, not a curated record